Messenger RNA from Pseudopodoces humilis (Tibetan ground-tit), 3260 nucleotides. The record is from RefSeq and is a predicted model, not a curated record. NCBI's taxonomy places the organism in Eukaryota, Metazoa, Chordata, Aves, Passeriformes, Paridae.
UGUUUUUGUCCCCGGAGCAGAGGACAAGAAUCUUCAUUCAUUUUGCCUUCCUCUACUGUAGUGAGUUGCAGGUUGCCUGGUGGUAUCAGCCUAGCCCUUUUCUGCCACUGCUGAGGAUCAGUCCAUUCCAUUUCCAGAUUCUAACUGAGACAUUAUAGUCUCGAGAUGAUCAAGUUUGCAUGACCAAGUUGCUGGAUGCAGUACUCAUGUGAAAUCCAAUGGUCUGUGAUUGCCAAGCCAGCACACUGUCUUCUGCUGGGUCCAGACUGGAAGAAAGGAGAGAUUUCAUCAGUGCUCUUUGAUAACUGGGACAAAACACCAAAAGCAUCAUGGGACUGGUGGGCUCUCCAUCCUUUGAAUCUCCAGAGCAAGGCUGCCCAUCUCUGCAGGAGAUGCUUUAACCCAGCAGACUCAGCAGCCACACACAGGCAGAGAUCUCCCAGUCACAGACCUGGCCCACUGCUCCACACGCUGGAAACCCAGGGGAGGUUUGGUUGCUUCUCCUGCUAGGUGCUCUGCUAGCAGUGGGCAGCCUCUGCUUUCUGUGCCCACCCAACUAAAAGUGCCACGCUUGGGGAGCCUGAUGAAGUUGUGCCCACAGAACUUAGUUUAGCUCACCGCACUUAGGAGUGCACGAGGUUUCGUCAGCUCUUCCUGCAGCUCUGUCAGAGCAGCCACGGAGCACGGCACGAGCUGGAGCACUCCGUCGUCUCCUCUGCAAAAAAAGGGGAAAAAAAAAAAGGAAUUACCAGCUGGAAAAAGAAUAAUGGAACGUUGUCUAGAUGAAAAUUGUAACUCCACUUGCCCAGAUAUUCCCUACGAAGAGAGUCAGACACUUCUGGUUGCUGUUUACAGCAUUGUUUUUGCUAUAGGCCUUCCAGCAAAUUGCUUAACUUCUCUGCUUACAUUUGUACAAAUCCAAAGGAAUAAAGUGGUUGCCAUCUACAUUUUCAGUUUAUCAUUGUGUGAGCUGAUGUAUUUAAGCACCUUGCCUUUCUGGAUUAUCUAUGUGAAAAAUGGACACAAGUGGACCAUGAGUGACACUGCUUGCAGAGUAACAGGAUUCAUCUUUUUCUGCAAUAUCUACAUCAGCAUUCUACUUUUGUGCUGCAUCUCUCUGGAUCGUUACGUGGCACUGGUGUAUUCUCUGGAAUCAAGAGGGAGAAGAGGACAGAAAAAGGCCAUCAUAAUAGUCUGUUUUCUCUUUGCUGUGGUUGCAGUAAUCCACACUCCAGUAUUUUAUAUGGAAGAUAAGCAAAAAUGUACAGAUAUGAAAACCUGCUUUGAGACAGUGCCCCUUAACAUUUUAUUGGCUUCUUUCAGCUUUGCUAGAUUCCUAUUUGGAUUUGCCAUACCCUUCACAAUCCUCAUUUUUACAAACUACAAAAUUUUCCAAACUACAAAAAGAAGCAGCAGUUUGACUUGUCGCCAGAAAGCCAAAGUGAAGUAUGUGGCUAUUGCCAUUAUUGUUAUUUUCUUGAUCUGCUUUGCUCCAUACCAUGUGGUGCUCAUAAUAAGAGCCAUAUACUUUAUGUUUCAUCAGGACUGCCCAUGUCCAUUUGAAAAUAAGAUAUAUUCAGUUUUUACAGUGUUUCUGUGUUUAGGCACUGCAAACGGUGUUGCUGAUCCAAUCAUCUAUGUUCUGGUCAGCGAAAAUGUCAGAGAAGACUGUUAUAGGAGCCUGAGAAGAUGGAGAUGGAACUCAUCCAAGCUGAAUUCAUCCACUGAUCACAAUACUGACAGCAGGAAAUUGGAAACGCCAAAAGAAUCAGAGGAAGGGGGGCAAAGAAAAGAAAACAAAGAAAUAAAAGAUUCAUCCAACAUUCAGAAGGCCUGUACUAGUGGCAGAGACCAGGAAAGCGGCACCUAGCUGGUAGAUGCUGGAACAGAUAAGAAGUUCCCAAUGCCAGCUGAAGGACACAAGUUUUUACAUGCUGACAUCAUCUUGUGUGUCCUGCAUGGGCCAUUAACUCCUUGAGGACACUAUGGGAGCAGUAAUUCACAUUUCUGUUUGUCUCCCACAAUAAACUUUGCCCACCAGUAUCAUUGGUGAAAAUACUGCUUUGCGAAGGAUAUGUAGAAUAAACUAAGUAAUUUACAUUGACUCAAAUUGGGAUCUUAAAAGCUUAUUUUUUUUGACUGACUCUUUCUCAUGUGAAAUAAAACCAAAAUUUUAAAAAGCACUGCUGAGGAAGACAAUGUACCAUUCUUAUGAUUGAAAUUUUUGCUUCUUGAGGAGGUACAUGUUCAGGUUCUCAUACAUGUGCUCUGCUGUUAACAUUUGUGGUUAACCAGUGGAAAAUAUUAAAAAUGAGUAAGUUGUUCAACAAGAGCCUUGAACAUUUUCCUCGUAUACCAGUAUGUGGCUUCAGGUACAUCACACAUUCCAGGAGAAUUAGAGGAAAAAAUAAGUGGCCUGAUAAUACAGACCAACAGUACUGCUGCUGCAUUAGACAAGAUCCUGCACUACCCUGAAAUUCUUAAAAUGUACAAUUCUAAUGCUUGGUAGUUUACAAUUAGUAAAUUUUACUUGUUUUGCAGGCAGAUCUAGAAUGCACUGAAAUAUACAGAAAAUGUAUACGUUUCCAAGUGGAGUCAGAGACUGCUUUUAUGCCGUCUACAAACAUUUGUUGAACUCAUGUUUAGUUUCUGACUAAGCUAACCCUUCCCUUUUGUUAUUGACCCCACUUUUACUGUGUAGGAGCCUGUAGCAGGUAUGGGUAGACUCACAGGUGGUAUGGAAGGCCGGCAGUCUGGAGAGCACAGUCCUUCCCCCCCACAGCUGGGAACUCCCUCAGAUAUCCUGGGACAAAUUUCGUUGUUGCUGCUGCCACUUCUGUUAUUAAUAACUUAUUGAUAGUAGUGCUUUGUGCCUUCAAACAAGAAUUUAAAAGAUAAGAAUGAUACAAAUCUGGCAGUGUUCAUCUAAACAACUUCAUCUUUUUAUGUGAUUAAACAGACACAUCAUGAAUCAGUUUGAGUACGAGUUUGUAGAAUGUUUCAUAGCAUCAUUCCAUUUAAUCUGUGGUGUUGUAUUUCUGUGACAUGUUGAAAUUGUUAUUGAUGUUGACGUUUCUGCAUUGAAUUAAUAUUAAUAUAACUGCAAUACUUUUUAUUAUCUUAAAAUUGCCAUAGGUAUUUCUGUAUAUUAUAUUUUAUUCUUAUAUAUUCUUACAAUUUUGUAAAGAACCAUUAUGCCAAAAUUAUAUAUCCUCAAUUUAUUAUAUUUAUUGUGUAUUUCAUUUUUUAAUUAUUUAAUG